GUAUCUGUUUAAUAUUGCCAUAUGUUAACAAACAGUUAUAAGUUAUACUUUGUUGCUUGUUAAAAAAAGGAAAAUGCAUUUAAAAAUUCCACAAAUGUGUUAUGCUGAUAAGAAGAGUGAAGCGAAACGACGUGUAAACGCUCUAAAUUGGAAUUAUUUGCUGACUGCUUUAAAUGCCAAACAUUCACAAAGCAAGGCUAAACAGAUAACUUGGGAUUUAACAGAACUGAAAAAUUCGCUUGUCACCGAUAGCAACAUCCUGACAGAUCAAGUGAUCAGGUAUUAUUUUUACGAUAAAACUGUUAUGUCUGACAAUUUCUUAAAGAUCAAUGAAGCAAUCGAACAAUACAUUGCGAAAAGUAACGGUUUUCUUGAUCGGAUCGUCAAAAAUGUUUGCGAACAAAAUAACUUCACGUAUCAGAGUUUUGUUAAAAUUGCCAACAAUCUUGUUUUUGACAAGGUAACAUGGAUCAAAAUUUCCGGUUUGUUUGCAUUUUAUGCUAAACUUUCUGAAUACUGUUACACCGUCGGUAAGAAAACCCUGGUAGCCUCGGCUGCAACCUACAUUGGAAAAUUCCUUUCACAAAAUACAGACACUCUUAAAUUUUUCUUGGAAAACGCCACAAAGGAAAAUGUUUUCACAAACAUGCUACCUGUCAAAAAUGGUGAUGUCAUAAUAAGAAAAACUAAAAAAAAUUUAAUCGGACUUUUCAUGCUUGUCACGAGUUUCUCUUGGACUUACAUAUAGAUUGCCAAGACGAGCUGGAGGAUAAGGAAAAUAUGAGUACAAAACCAUUUUUGCGAACUUAACGCAUUAAUUUGUUUUGUGAAGUAAAACACUGAAAUAUUAUAAUUGUUAAAAUGUUGGUAGAUAUUGUUUAUUACAAAAUAA
Cimex lectularius (bed bug) is the source of this 892-nucleotide messenger RNA. RefSeq lists its product as uncharacterized. The transcript is spliced from 2 exons. NCBI's taxonomy places the organism in Eukaryota, Metazoa, Arthropoda, Insecta, Hemiptera, Cimicidae. The record is from RefSeq and is a predicted model, not a curated record. Gene Ontology annotation, biological process: regulation of apoptotic process. Bases 74 to 748 code for a protein of 224 amino acids.